AUGAGUCCAAUAACAUCGUCAGUUGCUAGAACGGCUCAAUUAGCUGCACAAGCCGUUAGAUAUAACAAACCAUUAUCAAAAAUUGGUCAACAAUCGGCUUUAAGAAUGUCAUUCCCACUUUCACAAACAUCAACCAGAUUAAAUAAUUCCAAAUCCGGUCCACAAGAAAUGACUGUCAGAGAUGCAUUAAAUUCUGCAUUAGCCGAAGAAUUAGAUAAAGAUGAUGAUGUUUUCUUAAUGGGUGAAGAAGUUGGUCAAUAUAAUGGUGCUUAUAAAGUCAGUAGAGGUUUAUUAGAUAGAUUUGGAGAAAGAAGAGUAAUUGAUACGCCAAUUACUGAAAUGGGUUUCACUGGAUUAGCAGUUGGUGCUGCAUUACAUGGAUUAAAACCAGUUUUAGAAUUUAUGACAUUCAAUUUUGCAAUGCAAGCUAUCGAUCAAAUAAUAAAUUCUGCUGCUAAAACAUAUUAUAUGAGUGGUGGUAUUCAACCAUGUAAUAUUACUUUUAGAGGUCCAAAUGGUGCAGCAGCAGGUGUAGCUGCUCAACAUUCUCAAUGUUAUGCAGCUUGGUAUGGUUCAAUUCCAGGUUUAAAAGUAUUAUCUCCAUAUUCAGCUGAAGAUUAUAAAGGUUUACUUAAAGCCGCCAUCAGAGAUCCAAAUCCAGUUGUAUUUUUAGAAAAUGAAAUUGCAUAUGGUGAAUCAUUCCCAGUAAGUGAAGAAGUAUUAUCAUCAGAUUUCAUUUUACCAAUUGGUAAAGCUAAAAUAGAAAGAGAAGGUACUGAUUUAACUAUUGUUGGUCAUUCAAGAGCAGUUAAAUUUUGUAUGGAAGCUGCAGACAAAUUGAAAGAAGAUUACGAUAUUAAUGCAGAAGUUAUUAAUUUAAGAUCAAUUAAACCAUUAGAUGUACCUACAAUUGUUGAAUCAAUUAAAAAGACCAACCAUUUGAUAACAGUAGAAAAUGGAUUCCCAUCUUUUGGUGUUGGUUCAGAAAUUUGUGCUCAAAUCAUGGAAUCAGAAGGAUUUGAUUACUUAGAUGCUCCAGUUGAAAGAGUUACCGGUUGUGAAGUUCCAACUCCAUAUGCUAAAGAAUUAGAAGAUUUUGCUUUCCCAGAUACAGAAGUUGUAUUAAGAGCUUCAAAAAAAGUUUUGGGUUUAUAA
Lodderomyces pseudojiufengensis is the source of this 1155-nucleotide messenger RNA. It is a transcript of the gene PDB1, whose product is annotated as pyruvate dehydrogenase (acetyl-transferring) subunit E1 beta. Gene Ontology annotation, biological process: pyruvate decarboxylation to acetyl-CoA. The record is from RefSeq and is a predicted model, not a curated record. Lineage: Eukaryota; Fungi; Ascomycota; Pichiomycetes; Serinales; Debaryomycetaceae. The transcript has a single exon. Gene Ontology annotation, molecular function: pyruvate dehydrogenase (acetyl-transferring) activity. Bases 1 to 1155 code for a protein of 384 amino acids.